Molecule: messenger RNA, 1750 nt
Organism: Sebastes umbrosus (honeycomb rockfish)
Lineage: Eukaryota; Metazoa; Chordata; Actinopteri; Perciformes; Sebastidae
Product: coiled-coil domain-containing protein 89
Exons: 8
Coding region: 330-1361 (343 amino acids)
Source: RefSeq, a predicted model, not a curated record
GUUGGUUCCGGUUUAGGUAAAGGGGACACAUAUCGACGGGACACAGUAAGCUACACAUAACACCUGUUAAAGCAACAUAAUGAAUAAAACUACCGUUACUUGUUCUUCCACCAUGAUUAUUUUGUCUUUUUAAAUGGUCCACACACCUUCACAGUGCUAUUGACUGACCAGAAGCCCAACAGCUCCAUCUCGCGGCCGAACAGGCUGCUGCUUCUACUAAAUCACAGCUCAGAUGUUGCUAUUGGCAACCGAGCAACUGAAACUUUAGAUAAAUGUGUAAAAACUGAGAGAAAGCGCUUCGUUUAUGUAAAAGUCAACAGAUACUCCUCAUGGCAACUCCACAGAGAAAUGCAGAAAACUUCAUGAAGGUGGAGGGCAACACUACAGAGCUUUGCGGCCUUUCUGCGGACGAUGCAACAGAGACAAGGAUGCUGCGGUCUAGGAUAGAGCAACAGUCAAGUCUGAUCUGCUUGUUGAAACAGAGAGCAGAUGAGGUGCUUCUCCAAUGUCUAGCCCUGAGAAAAAUCAAUACAGAGCUGGAGGGCCGAGUAACAGACUGCCAGAAACAACUGGACGGUGAAAGAAAGAAGUCAGAGGUAUUAGAGAAGAGAUUUAUGGUUUUAGCUGACAACAAUCAGGCAAUUAUUACCUUCAUGGACGAGCACAAAAACCACAAUGCCCAGUUAAAGCUGGAAAACAAACAGCUGCAGUCAGAAAAUGAAACUCUUUUUUCCUACAAAUUACAAGAGAAAGAAGUGUUUGUUCAAAAACUGAUGCAAGAAAUCAAACAGCUGACAGAGAAAUACACAAAUACGGAGAAGGAAUAUCGGGAGAAAUUAGCUGGAUGCCAGUCAAAACUCCUGGAACAAAAGUCUCAGCAUCAAGCCAAGGAUGCAUCGCUAAGUGAUCAAUUGCAUGAUGCUCAGCAACAACACAGAGAUGCUGUAAAGAUGUGCAAUGACCUUAAGCUGAAGCUACAAAAGGCUGAAGGAGAGAAUGCUUUGAAGGAAAUCAACAUGAGAGAAAGCAAAACAAGCAUCACCAAAGAGAAGGACAAAUUACUGCGUCUGUCUAUGGAAAGAGGGAAAGUAAUACAGGAGAAACAAGAGGAAAUCAAGCAACUGGAGACAAAAUGGAAAGAAGAGAAAAAGGCCCUGGCCAAAGCAGAGGACAGGUUUGAACGGGAAGCAGAAGCUGUUAAAGCAGAUAGUAAAGUGAAGUCUCUCCAGUCUGCUCUUGAUGAAUCCGUGACAAAAUAUGGGAUGCUGAAAAAGGAUUUUGAAGCCUUCAAAGAACACAGCACCAACCUCCUUAUACAAGAAAGGGAGUUAAAUAAGAAGCUUCGCCACAUGAUUGGCUAAACUUAAGCAUCAUCACCGGCCUGCUCUCACGUACCAGCCACCUCCAGCGCAUUGAGAAUAGGAGGCAGGCCCUCAUCAAACUGGACAUCCACCACAGCACCAAUCACAGCCACUAUCAGGCCGUUGGCCGGUGAUGCCUGGUCAGCUGGGGCAGUGUAACCCCGGCCUGAAAGGACAAUGACAGAAAAAGGACAUUGUAUGGAAGCCCAUUUCCGCCACUGUGAUGAACAAAAAAAAGUUCCUAUUAUUCAUUAUAAUGAGUUAUUGUCUCAAUAUUUUGACUCAGUAUCUAAAUAUUUUGACUUAGUAUCAAAAUAUUUUGACUUAGUAUCAAAAUAUUUUGACUUUCUAUCUCAAUAUUUUGACUCAGUAUCUAAAUAUUUUGACUU